This is a messenger RNA of Eremothecium sinecaudum, 3036 nucleotides long. It is a transcript of the gene MET18, whose product is annotated as Met18p. The coding region runs from base 1 to 3036 and encodes 1011 amino acids. Gene Ontology annotation, cellular component: cytosolic [4Fe-4S] assembly targeting complex. The record is from RefSeq and is a predicted model, not a curated record. The transcript has a single exon. Gene Ontology annotation, biological process: iron-sulfur cluster assembly. Lineage: Eukaryota; Fungi; Ascomycota; Saccharomycetes; Saccharomycetales; Saccharomycetaceae.
AUGAGCUAUACUUCUGGUAAACUACACGCCGAUAUUAUGUCGUUUUUGGCUACGGCUGGCAUUAACGAAGCUCAAGGUGGUAAAAUAGCCGCUAGAAUUGCGAAUGCUAUCGCAAGUAAAAAUUUAAGUUUGCUGGACGUUGUUAUUUCGCUGAGAGAGUACAUGACCUCAGACGAAGAUGUUGUGAGAGUUGAGGCAAUGGGUUGUCUUUCGGGUAUUUUUAAGGAACUGGAUGUUUCUGUUCUAUCUAAAAAAGAUGUUCAGGUUAUGUUUGAAUUCUAUAAAAACCGCAUGGAUGAUAUUCCGUGUUUGAAAGAGACGUUCACUGGGAUAAGAUACCUGGUAUGUAUGAAGGGAUUCUCCAGUAGCCAAUUGAUACCGCUCUUGAAAAUCUUGAAUGACCAAUAUCAGCCGAGAAAUCACCUAGCCGCGAUAAGGUAUAUUCCAUUUGAAAUCCUGGAUAAUGUGAUACGGAGAUUUGGAAAUGAGGUUGCCGCUAACAAGGUUUUGAACGAUACCUUUAUUGAAACAUUCAUUUCCAUCGCUAGUGGAGAAAAGGAUCCAAAAAACCUACUAUUAUCUUUCCGCUUAAAUACCAAAAUUGGGAACACCUUGAGCAAUAUCGAUGGGUUCAAAGAGGAUUUGUUUGAUAUUCUGUUUUGCUAUUUCCCGAUCACAUUUAAGCCACCUGCCGAUGACCCUUACAAGAUCAGCAAUGAUGACCUAAAGUUGGCGCUUCGAAAUGCCAUUUGUGCUACGCCGAACUAUGCGGAGGAUGCCUUCAGUAAUUUGGUGGAGAAAAUUAGCGCAUCUUCGCCAAGCGUUAAAGAUGACGCCCUUCUAACCCUGAAACAGGGUGUUGAAAGUUUUCCUGCAACUGCUUUGGACAAAAACUGGGUUGAACUAUGGCAGGCACUGAAAUUCGAAAUAAUGAAUUCCAACGACGUGGAUGAUCCUACCAUUCCUACCCCCGUGUAUAAUAACUAUGAUACCGCUUUGAGCGUGCUUGGCGCUAUUGCUAAAAGACUGUUGGACUUCGAUGAGGCUAGUUUCGACAAAUUUUACUCACAUGUUUUCGAGGAACUCAAGCCAAACUUUGCGUAUGAUAGGGAAUUGAAGCAAAGCUGUGGUAUUUUAUCACAUAUUGCUGCAGUUGACACUAGGACGUUUGAUAAAGUGAUGGAUACUGUGCUGCCGCUAUUUUUCAACAAUGCAGAAGAGCUGGAUAUUCAGAAGCAGAGGCUAAUGAUUCUAAACCUAUCGUUUUUCUUUGAUGCGUACAUCACUGUGUUUGGGGAAACAGGAACUGAAAAGUCUGCUGAAUCGCCAAUAAGGAGCAGCCUAAUGCAUAGGAAGGACGAAAUAAUUAUGGUUUUAAGUAAAGCCCUUACGUCUUCUUCCGUGGAGGUCUCCUUGAGGACACUCGCAAUAAUAGAGUUUACAAAGCUGAUCAAAAUGAGGGGAUACCUAACUAAGGAAGAAAUCUACAUGGUUGUCGAGCAUUUAACGCAAACUAUAUUAACAGACGGUAAUAAUAACAUAUAUAUGGCAUGCUUGGAGGGAUUGAAAAUUGUGGGUAAACAUUAUGAGGAUAUAUUCUUAGAAAUGUCCUUGAAGCCCAUGCUAGAUCUGUUACCAGAUAAAGGCGAUGUAAGAAAUGUCGAUUACAAUGGUAAAACUGUGCCUCUGGAAACGAUACUAAAGGUUUCUACUUCAUAUGUUUCAUGCACGCAUAAAUUUGUGGAAGAGAGCAUUACCAUGAUGGUGGACAAACUUUCAAUUGUGGCCAAAAAUGGGGCUACAGAUGAAUACUAUUUCCUGCUUUGUUCCUGUUUGCACUCUUUGUUUGAUUCAAGCAUCGACCUCAUUUCCCCCGGUGGGUUUGAUAAGCUAAAGGAGGCAAUACAUUUAAAGCUGUUCACAAUAAUUUUAAAUAAUGAUUGCAUAACCCAAAGCGAUCAUAACCUGAUCCUCCUUUCGCGUUGCUUGAUGUUUUUAAAUCUUAAAACGAGCACCUCUGCCCACCAGGAAUACUUGGAUAAUCAAAACAAACUGUUCAUUAACAAUAGGAAGAUAUUGGAAAUUCCUGAUAGGUCCGCCGUUGUAUUUUUAAACAUCUUGGCAAGUAUCGACAAGAAAUGUCAAUUUGAAGUCAAAGAAGUCCUUCAGCGUAUUAUUAGCCUACUCAGGGAAUCUAAUAUGGACACUUUUGAGAAGCUAACUUACUUACAAAUGGUAGCCUUGCUUGUGAAUAAGUGGUGUAGCGACGAAGACGCGCAGGAACUCGUGAAUGUAACUGACUUAUCCAAAGCCAAUAUUGAGAUAAUAGCAUGGUUAACCAAAGGUCUCGUGAUGCGUAACUCGCCACUGGCCAUCCAGUAUUUGGAACUCUUUGUCUGUCUUCUAGAGACGCAGCACGGGUCUACAGUCACCCCGCUAUUUGAAGUACUGGUGCUAGAUCUGCCUAUCUUCCGCAAGUUCAAAAAAAUUGUUUCCAACCAUAAUGCUAGAAUGCUCUAUAAACAGAAGUUAUUCAAUGAUAUCGCCCGUAAACUGGUUAGUGGCUUCAAGAUGGCCGAUGAUAUGACGAUUAAGAAUAACUAUUUGACGUCUCUGUCACUAAUUCUGCGUAACAUACCUACUGAUAUCUCAGUAACUUAUAUCGAAGAACUACUUCCAUUGCUGCUCCAAGCAUUAAACAUUGAAAAUAGUGAUGUAAGAGCCUCCAGUUUAAAGACCCUGAUGGAAACUAUGCAGCAGGCGUCAGAGCUGAUGACUGGACACGUCGAAACGUUAAUCAUGAUCGUUCUAAAGCUGUUCCAACCAAGCAAGUUUAAUAAUACUUCGGUACGUCUCCUUUCACUUCAAAUGUUAAAAGGCUUGGCGGAAAACAUGCCAAUAAAUUAUUUGAUUCCAUUGAGGGAAACUAUCCUAUCUGAACUCGUCAUCGCCUUGGGUGAUAAAAAACGGCUAAUUCGUAAACAGGCCAUUGAUACACGACAAACCUAUUUCGAAUUGGGACAUAAAGUCUUGUAA